Molecule: messenger RNA, 587 nt
Organism: Gongylonema pulchrum
Lineage: Eukaryota; Metazoa; Nematoda; Chromadorea; Rhabditida; Gongylonematidae
Source: the annotation of a GenBank genome assembly
CAAUAACAUCGAAAUUUAUGCGGCAUCAAGCAUUCCAGUCGGAGUUGCAGUCGAAUCGUGAACGACUUGAGCAGCUUCGUCAUGCUGCUGUUAAACUUGCUGAGGAAAAACCGGAGUUUCUGGGUACCAUCGACCCGCAAAUUGCUGACCUAUCAGUGCAAUGGGAGCAGCUUGAGAAAACUACCGAAGAAAAAGGACAAAAAUUGUUUGAUGCUAAUCGCCAGCAGCUCUAUGUGCAGAGUAUUUCUGACAUGAAGGAAUGGGCAGAGCAAUUACAGCAACAGAUGACAAGCGAAGAUACAGGUCAGGAUCUGACAACAGUUAACGUAGCCAUGCAGAGGCAGCAGUUAAUCGAAAGUGAGAUGGUGAAACGAGCCGCACAGAUGGAUUCGUUACAACAAAUGGAGCCACAACUUGAAGAAAUGCAUCCGGAGGAGGUUGAGGCAAUCAAAGCACAUCGUCUGGCAGUGCAGGAGCAACUGCAACGUCUGCAGGCUCCGCUUGGAGAUCGACGCCGUCAGUUGGAACGCAAAAAGCGAGCUUACCAGUUCUUGCGUGACGUUGAGGAUGAGAAAUUGUGGUGUGCA